Arabis nemorensis is the source of this 486-nucleotide messenger RNA. Lineage: Eukaryota; Viridiplantae; Streptophyta; Magnoliopsida; Brassicales; Brassicaceae. The record is from the annotation of a GenBank genome assembly.
AUGUCGAAGGCAAUUCCCUCCAAUAUAGCCAACCGGCCGCCGCAGCACCAAGUCUUCUUAAAUUUCAGAGGAGACGAGCUUCGAGGCAAGUUCAUAAGUCAUCUAGAGACUGCACUGAAAAGAGAAGAUAUCAAUGUUUUCAUAGACAAUGAUUUGGGGAUGGGAAAAGAUUUGGGCAUAUUUUUAGAGACGAUCGAGAAGUCGAGGAUUGCGAUAGCGGUCAUCUCAAGUUUGUACACGGAAUCGAGUUGGUGCUUAGAUGAACUGGCAAAGAUCAAAGAAUGUGUGGAGAAAGGGACAUUGGAGGUGUUUCCUUUGUUCUUCAAGGUCCCUGUUGAAACGGUGGAGGACCUAACUGGAACCUUUGGUGACAAUUUUAGGAAAUUGGCGAAAAUGGAUAAACAUAAACUCAAACGUAAGAAAUGGAGGAAGGCUCUUAAGUUUGUGACCAAGAGAAAAGGCGAGAAAACGGAUGAAACGAGGUAA